UAAUUUUGUCGAAAUACAUUGAUGUGGAAAGGAGUAUUACCGUAUUACAAAUAUUAAAGAAUUUUUUGAUUUUUUUUUCGGGCACUUAUGUUUUGAAUACGAAUCUAUUUAUCGUUACAAUUUUUCAACGCAUAAACAACUUUUAAAUUAAACAAUCUCGUUAGCUACGAUCAUUGGAACCAAAAGAGAUUCAAAAGUAUUGUUCUAGAUGUGGUAUGAAGUCUGAAUAUUAUUCCUCCAAAUUACCCAAUAUUCUAACUUUGUAGAUCAAACUACUGCAAGUUUGUAUAAACAUAAUAAUUUUUGUAGCAGGCUUUUACCUAUAAAUAAAAAUAAAAAAUAAAUCAGUUCUCGAAAGUUUUCUCCUAUUGAUAAAAAGUUUUUGCCUUGAUUUGCUUGCAUCACAUCCUGUAUAAAACGAAAGAUGGAAAGAUUUAAUUUUAUCGAGAACUAUGUUCUUAAAACCUUAAGAAUCAAGCAAGAAAAAUGGUCAAAAAUGAUUACCACGGAUAUUUAUAAGGAAGUAAUCAUGAGAUUUUUAGAUGAACCAUAUGAAGAAAGACUUAUAUUUUCAUUAAAUGCUGCCUCACUUCCAAUUCCUUCCUAUGAUUUCCCUUCAAAACCUAGAAGUAAAAUAGUGUUCUUCGUACGUCAAAGCUUACCAUCAAAGUUGACGGAAGAAAAUAUAAGACAUACUCUUCUUUAUGGAGAUUUGUUACCAAACGUCCUUGAGAAUUUAGUAAUUUUAUUUGAUGACAUUAUUUUUCCACUGCUCAACAAUCCAGCUAACCAAGUUGGAUGGACUUCUGUUAUGGUGAACGAUAUGAAAACGGGGAGCCAAGACCUAAGAAAUUGUAUAGCUCAAAUGAAAGGACAAAUGAUCAAUAGAAUAAUAUUACCAUUGCCAAUUUGUAUUGAAGAAGUUAUGGAAAUGGUCCCGAUUAUAGCUAGAGGUGAUUGCACAAAAUUCACUAGUCUUAUGAAGCACUCCAUCGAAGGAAUGAUUGUCAAAUGGAUUGAUUCUAUAAAUGACUUUAUUGGUAUAUCUGCAAGAGAAUACAUUUUCAAAAAAGAAAUGUAUCCCCGCCCUGAACACCUAAUUAACUUCUGGUCAGCUCGAUUGGAAAAUUUGGAAUACCUGGUUGACCAAUUAGGUGACAUUCGAAUCAAAACAAUAGGGUAUCUUCUGGAAAAAAUAAACUCGGUAUUCGAAACAUCGUUCAGAUCUCUAGUUGAAAAGAUGAUGAAGGCUCUUAUUGAAGCACGUGAUAUUAAAUUAUAUUUAACGACAAUGAAAAAAUUGGUUGACAACUUCGAAACGAAUGAUUUGAACGAAACUGCUAAAGAUAUAAGACAACUUUUGCUCAUUAUUGGGUUAAUUUGGGCCCAUUCUAAAUACUUUCACACUGUUGAUAAUAUGUCGCUCUUAUUCAUCAUGGUCCACAAUACUCUAAUUGAUUGCGCUACCAGAACUAUAGAACCCGAUUCCAUAUUUCAAGGUGAUGUUGAUGAGGCCCACAACAGAGUUAAUUCAGUGAUUAGCUAUUUAGAGUAUUACAGAAAAAUCUAUUACGAGUGCCGAUUCGAUUUACUGAAAUUCAAGCAAAAUGCUGAAUUUAAUUCACAAGAUUGGACUUGGCAGCUUGAGAUUAUUUUUUCAAGAUUUGAUGCAUUCAUCGAAAGGCUCCAUAAGCUGAAUGAAAUUUUUGUAACUGGAAUUAGCUUUAACAAAUUAGAAAAAAUAGUGAUGGGUGGCGUUAGGGGUCGUACCAACACCCAUUCCAUUGGUAUAAUUUUGGAAGACUAUAACAACACUUAUCGAGGAUGGUCCAACAUAACAUUCAAUGCACUUGAAAUAGAUCCAAACAAUAUAGAUUUUCUGAAGGAAAAAGAAAAAUUUGACAACCGGGUGGAGAUUUUAGAGAGAAGAUUGGCUUUUGUAUUUGAGCAAAAUUUCAUGGACUGUCGUGAACUUAAAAUUUGUGGAAGCUUAUUAACUCGCCCAAUAGUAAAACAACAAUUAGAACCCCAAUUUGUUGCCUUUGUUAAAGAUUUUAAUAAUGAGCUAAAUGCUGUUGCAAGUGAUUUUGCAAAGUUUGCUAAAACUUAUAUGUCGUCUGGAAUUGAGACUCUAUCUUCUGGCAGCUACUUUCCUAAGAUGUCGGGUGCAAUUGCUUUCCUCACUAGGCUCAGUAGCCGGGUUACAUUAAUUCACACGGACUUCAGAUUUUAUGAUGUGCAGUUCUUUCAAAAUGAAUUCGGCAUUGAAACUCUCUCAAGAUAUGACCAGAUUCUCAAAUAUAUUGACAAACUUGAAGAUGAAAUCGUAGGAGAAUGGGAAAAAGAUGUUUUAAACAUUAUUUAUGAUAAAAUGAAUCAGCCACUUUUGCGAAAUGAAGAAACAAAGAAAAAUGCUGACAAAACUAAAAUUUGUGUCAACUAUGAUAUCGAGCUUCUAGCAACCAUCAAAAACACCAAAACUUUAUUACUUCUUGAAUUUGAUAUCUCUGAGCCUAUUCUUGAAUUCUACAACAAGGACAAUAAACUUUGGGAAGCUAGAGUGAAAUUAAUGCGAAUUGUUGAGUGGUACAAUGAUAUCAACGAUAGAGCCAACUCUUACGAAUUAAACUUGCUUCGUUUGGAAAUGGCAGAAAUCGAUGAACGUUUGGUUCCUCUUUUAACCACGUAUCUAUGGAAUCAGUUUGAUAUUGAAUAUAUAACUGGGGUGUUCGCGACCAUUGAGAGGCUACACACGCGUCUCAAGCAAAGUCAAAAUAAUAUCGAUGCAAUCAAGCGAAGUAUCCAGUCGUGGGGAAAAAUCCCACUCUUUCAAAGAAAAGAUAAGAACCCAAAAGCCCUACUCGAUUUCAAGGACAGGGAAUCCAUUAUUCAGCGUCGCCAAGAAUUUGCAAAUGACACGAUGAGACUCAUAGAAAAACUUAUGGUGAUAAAUUUGAAAUUAUUUUUUGAUUUGCCGACUGAUGCUUCAGAAGAGUCAGUGGAGCUGGAAGACGAUUCACUUAACCAGUUAAAAAUUACAACUACUGAACCGACCCAAGUCGGACAGGAAACAGAACUUGAAGCAACGCCAAUGCAGGGAUUGCUGCCCGAUAAAAUGGUUUAUUCUGCACAGCACAGACUUGAGUUGCUUCAAAAGUUGCCACCCGAAAAAGCUACAUUAUUUCAUAACUACGAAAACUAUGUCGAUGAUAUAAUCGCUGAACAACUAUUGGAAGUAGUGGUUGUAAGUUUGACUUAUCUGCGGAUGGAGUUGGAAAACCGCUUUGAAAAUGAUGCUCCUAUAUUUGAAAUAUUAAUGGAGCUUCAGGAACCUAAUAUAGUUUUUUUUCCUAACAUUGAUACAAUACAAAGCCAUGGAUUUACCUACCUAAUAGAAUCCUUAAUUGGAGAUAUUUUUUCACAACUUGGAAUGCUUAGGCGAGUCUCUCCAAAUGUUACAAUUCCAGACGAGAUAAGCAACAAAUUGGAAAUCCAUAAAAUCCGUAAUGAUAUUUUGCUAAAAGUAAAGUAUGGGUUACAAGCCAUCCGGACCCAUGUCAAAAACUUUUCUGAUUAUAAUUUUAUCUGGGUCGAAAAUAGAGCAAAUUAUUUGCAAGAAAUUAAAACUUAUGGACGACCCUUAACUGCAGCCGAACGAGAUCCCGCUGAUGAAGAUGUCAAAACUGUCCCCCUUAAGGAGGAGUAUCCACCGUUGAGCGUUUACAAAGAGCAGUUGGAUAAAUUUAUAGCCCUCAGGGAUGAGGUGAACAAUUGGGAUAUUUUCCAGGAUUUCAAUGUAUGGUUAAGACUUAACAAAAAAGGGUUCAAAAAUAGUGUCCUCAAUGAAAUUGGCAAAUGGAUAAAUCUUUUUAAGUUCGAUUUAAUUGACAGGGUAGUCAAUUCAUUGCAGGAACUUGAAGAUUUUAUCCAAGAAGCAAAGAUUUGUUUAUCUUUGGAAUUGGAUAAAGAAGAUUUAGAUAGUCUUUUAAAGAUCAUGGCCUUCCUAAGUGCAAUUAAUGAAAAACAAUUUACCUACGACGACAUGUUUGAACCAAUCAAGGAAAUAGUAGAGCUUCUUAAAAUGUACAGUUAUGAAUUUCCGAGUAGUGUACUAACCCAGUUGGGAGAUUUGCCAGACUUGUGGCUCAAAACUAAACGAGAUGCUGUAAACGUGAAACAAACCAUUGCACCAGUUCAAUCCUACCAAGUUGGAUUGAUUGAGAAAAGAAUCACUUUAUUCAACAAUAUGUCCAACUUAUAUAGGAAAAGAUUUCUCGAUGGAGAACUUUUUCUUGUGUCAUGUAAAAAUCCUUAUAAUUUGAUUGACAAAACAAGCCUUGAACUAACUGAAAUUGAAAAAUUACAAGAACAUCUUAUCAGCUCGGCUGUUCUUUUCGAACUACAGGGACCUGAUUCCGCUAAAAUAAAACGUUGCAGAAGUGAUUUAGGUUUACUGAAGCAAAUGUGGGACUACUUCAUAAGUAUUGAAUCAACUAUUAGGGAUUGGAAAAAAACACCAUGGAAGAAAAUUGACAUAGAAUCAAUGGAUAUAGAAUGCAAAAAAAUUGGCAAGGAGUUACGAGGACUAGAUAAAGAAAUGAGGCUAUGGAAUCCCUAUGUUCAUAUGGAAAGUUCGUUGAAAAAUCUUAUGACUUCCCUGAGAGCUAUAACAGAAUUGCAGAAUCCUGCCAUCAAAGACCGCCAUUGGGCGGAACUUUUGCAAACAACUAAAGUUGAGUUCAAAAUGAAUGAAUCAACCACUCUUAAGGACUUGAUAGAUCUUAAUUUACACAAGUAUGAGGAAGAAGUUAAAAACGUUGUAGAAAAAUCCGUUAAAGAAAUGGCAAUGGAGAAGGUGUUGCAGGAUCUCCAAUCUGCUUGGGUUGAAAUGGAAUUUGGUACAGAAUCUCAUGACCGCACUGGACUUAAACUACUUAAGACUUCAGAAGAAAUGAUCGAAACCUUGGAAGAUCACCAAGUUCAACUCCAAAAUAUGCUUUCAUCGAAAUUUGUUGGGUAUUUUAUCAAACAAGUAACUGAAUGGCAGAAUAAACUAUCAAACGCCGACCAAGUUAUAUCAGCCUGGUUUGAGGUGCAACGUAAAUGGCAGUAUUUGGAAAGCAUAUUCAUCGGGUCUGAAGACAUAAGAAAUCAGCUACCUGAAGAUUCAAAAAGAUUCGAUUCUAUCGACAGAGAAUUUAAAGCUUUGCUUAGUCAAAUGGGCAAUGACCGAAAUGUGAUUAGAGCGACAAAUAGAAGUGGAGGCCGACUGUACGACACACUUGAAAAACUGUUGACACAGCUUUUAAAAUGCGAAAAAGCUUUGAACGAAUAUUUAGAGACUAAACGUCUUGCAUACCCCAGAUUUUACUUUGUUUCAUCUGCCGACUUACUAGAUAUCUUAUCUAAUGGAAACAAUCCAAAAAUGGUUAGUCGCCAUCUGACAAAGCUAUAUGAUUCUCUUGGCAGUCUGUCGCUCAUUGAGGGAACCAAACUUUCUAAGGGAAUGGUAGCUAAGGAAUUGGAGGAAUUUGUUCCAUUCACACAGAAAUGCGACUGUAGCGGAAAGGUAGAGGUUUGGCUGAAUCGUGUGACUGACGAGAUGCGGAAAACCCUUCAACAUCAUUUUCGUCAGGCAGUUAUUGCCUAUGAAAAAAAACCACGUCAUAUUUGGAUUUUUGAGUGGCCGGCGCAGCCAGCUUUAGUAACCACUCAAAUUUGGUGGACAACGGAAGCAGACGAUGCCUUUGUCAAAGUAAGCAUGCGAUAUGAAAACGCUAUAAAAGACUAUAACAGAAAACAAAUUAACCAAUUGAAUGCUCUCAUCAUACUUUUACUUGGUGACUUGACUCCUGGGGAAAGGCAAAAAAUUAUGACAGUUUGCACAAUUGAUGUUCAUAGCCGUGAUGUUAUUUCGAAAAUAAUCCACCAAAAAGUCGAUGUUGCCACUGCAUUCCAAUGGCAAAGUCAACUUCGCCACAGAUGGGACACUAAAUUGGACGAUUGUUUCGCUAACAUCUGCGAUGCUCAGUUUAAAUACGACUAUGAAUAUCUUGGAAACACUCCUCGAUUGGUUAUAACACCACUUACUGACCGUUGCUAUAUCACUCUCACCCAAUCUCUGCAUCUUAUAAUGGGAGGUGCUCCUGCUGGGCCCGCUGGAACUGGGAAAACCGAAACUACCAAAGAUCUAGGUCGCGCAUUGGGAAUGAUGGUAUACGUAUUUAACUGUUCCGAACAAAUGGAUUACAAAUCCUGUGGCAACAUUCACAAGGGAUUAGCUCAAACUGGAGCGUGGGGUUGCUUCGAUGAAUUCAAUAGAAUAUCGGUGGAAGUAUUGUCUGUCGUCGCUGUUCAGGUGAAAUGCAUACAAGAUGCAAUAAAGGCCAAAAAGACUGUGUUUAACUUCCUUGGUGAGAUUAUAGCACUAAGGUCAACGGUUGGAAUGUUUAUAACAAUGAAUCCAGGGUAUGCAGGUCGAGCUGAACUUCCAGAGAACUUAAAAGCACUGUAUCGUCCAUGUGCAAUGGUCGUACCUGACUUCGCCCUAAUCUGUGAAAUCAUGUUGGUCGCUGAGGGAUUUCAAGAAGCCCGCCUCUUAGCUCGAAAAUUUAUUACGUUAUAUACAUUGUGCAAAGAACUUUUAUCGAAACAGGAUCAUUACGAUUGGGGACUUAGAGCAAUAAAAUCUGUUCUCGUAGUCGCUGGAUCACUAAGGAGAGACGAUAGAUAUCGCCCAGAAGAUCAAGUUCUAAUGAGGGCUCUUCGUGAUUUUAAUACUCCUAAAAUAGUUACUGAUGAUGUUAGUAUAUUUAUAGGCCUAAUUGGAGAUCUUUUCCCGGCUUUAGAUGUGCCUCGAAAACGAAAUUUAGACUUUGAAGAAAUAAUCAAGAAAUCAGCUAUAGAUUUAUCUCUUCAACCCGAGGCUGGUUUUAUACUAAAAAUUGUUCAAUUGGAAGAACUGUUUGCUGUUCGUCACUCUGUGUUUAUUAUAGGAAACGCUGGCACUGGAAAAACCUCUGUUUGGAAAACUUUGUUCAAGACAUAUCAAAAUCAAAAAAGGAAACCACUUUUCAACGACCUUAAUCCUAAGGCAGUAACGAACGAUGAACUUUUUGGAAUUGUCAAUCCCGCAACUAGAGAAUGGAAAGAUGGUCUUUUCUCUAUCGUAAUGCGAGACCAAGCAAACACUCCUGGAAAUGGGCCUAAGUGGAUUGUACUCGAUGGUGAUAUUGAUCCUAUGUGGAUUGAAAGUUUGAACACAGUCAUGGAUGAUAAUAAAGUUCUAACGCUGGCGAGCAAUGAACGCAUUGCCCUAACAAAAGAAAUGCGCUUACUUUUUGAAAUUGCAAAUCUCAAAACAGCAACGCCAGCAACAGUAUCUCGAGCUGGAAUUCUUUACAUAAAUCCCCAAGACCUUGGGUGGAAUCCAUUUGUAGCAUCAUGGCUACAGGCACGUGGAAAUAAUACUGAAAAAUCCAUCUUAAUUAUUCUUUUCGAAAAAUAUGUCCCUCCACUACUUGAAGUACUAAAAACAAAACUUAAAUUAAUAACUCCAAUUUCUGACACAGCUAUGUUACAAAUGACCUGCUAUUUGCUUGAUUGUCUUCUUACGCCCCAAAAUGUACCAACAGAUUGUCCAAAGGAAUGGUAUGAAAUCUAUUUUGUAUUUUGCGUUAUCUGGGGGUUUGGUUCUAGCUUGUUUCAAGACCAAAUAAUUGACUGGCGCAACGAGUUUCACAAAUGGUGGGUUAACGAAUUCAAAACCAUAACCUUUCCUCAUGGAGGAAAUGUGUUCAGUUAUUAUGUUAACAAUGAAACAAAAAAAUUUACACCAUGGACAAAUCUUGUACCACACUUUGAAUUAGACACAGACAUUCCAUUGCAAUCAAAUUUGGUACACACUUCAGAGACUACCCGACUGAAGUAUUUCGCAGAUGUUCUCAUUACGGAGCACCACCCGAUAAUGUUCAUAGGUCCCCCGGGCUCUGGGAAAACUAUAAUAAUGGCAUCAAAACUGAAUUCACUACCUGAAAGCAAAUUUGCAGUAACAAACGUGCCGUUCAAUUUCUAUACUACUUCUGAGAUGUUGCAAAGGAUCCUAGAAAAACCUCUCGAGAAGAAAGCUGGUCGCAAUUUUGGGCCUGCAGGCAAUAAGAACAUGAUUUAUUUUAUUGACGAUAUGAAUAUGCCUGAGGUUGACAAAUAUGGAACAGUACAACCACAUACUUUGAUACGCCAAUUUAUGGACUAUCACCACUGGUAUGACAGAGCCAAAAUGUCGCUCAAGGAGAUCCAUAAUUGUCAAUUUGCCUCUUGUAUGAACCCCACAGCCGGUUCAUUUACCAUAAAUCCGAGAUUGCAACGUCAUUUUUGUUCAUUUGCCGUAAAUGCUCCUGGUGGAGAGGCAUUGUUCCACAUUUUGCAUUCAAUCCUCUCCCAGCAUAUGGAUGCUUCCCAGCAUAAGUUUUCCAAGGCAACUAAGGACAUGUGCGAACCCCUUAUUGGAACAGCAAUUGUAUUGCAUCAAAAAAUUUUACAAACUUUUCUCCCAACUGCCAUUAAAUUUCAUUACAAUUUUAAUUUGCGUGAUCUAGCAAACAUAUUUUCGGGUAUGUUAAAUGCAAACGCAGAAACAUGUCCAAAUCCAAAUAUGCUCCUUCGAUUAUGGGUCCAUGAAUGCAAUCGAGUGUAUAGUGAUAAACUGGUGGACCAAAGUGAUAUGAACACCUAUCAAAAACUAAUUGUAGAAAACGUACGAAAGGGUGUUGAAACUUACAAUGAAGAUGUUGUGUUUCAAAAACCGCACAUUUUCUUCCACUAUGCGAAAGGCUUAUCAGACAAUAAAUAUAUGCCUGUUAACGAUUGGGGACAACUUAAUAAGCUUUUGGAAGAAGCUCAAUCACGUUACAAUGACUUUGUUGGGGCCAUGAACCUUGUCCUUUUUGAAGAUGCAAUGAGUCAUAUAUGUCGAAUCAGCCGGAUAAUGGAAUUUUCAAGAGGAUACGCUCUACUGAUUGGAGUAGGUGGCUCAGGAAAACAGUCACUUACUCGAUUAGCCAGCUAUAUUUCUUCGUUGGAUGUCUUUCAAAUACAACUGACCAAAGAUUACAGUAUAAACGACCUUAGAUCCAACAUUGCAGUGCUUUACAUGAAAUGUGGAAUCAAAUCCAAUCCAUGUUGUUUUCUAAUGACGGACGCUGAAGUCGCAAAAGAAGACUUCCUUGUCCUAGUAAAUGAUUUACUUGCCUCAGGUGAUAUUCAUGAGCUUUUUUCCGAUGAAGAAGUAGAAAACAUAGUAGGAGCUAUCCGAAACGAAGUUAAGCAAGCAGGAAUUUUCGAUAGCAAAGAAAAUUGUUGGAAGUUUUUUAUUGAAAAAGUACGUGGACUACUCAAAGUUGUUUUGUGCUUCUCUCCUGUCGGCCCUACCCUCAGAGUACGUGCGAGGAAAUUCCCAGCUCUUGUCAAUAACACAACAAUCGAUUGGUUCCAUGAAUGGCCGAGAGAAGCACUAGAAAAUGUUGCUUACCGCUUUCUGUCUGAAAUCGAAUGCCUACCCUACCACUUGGCUUCUCCUGUAUCCAAGUUCAUGGCCUACGUUCAUAAAACGGUGAAUGAUAUAUCACAGCUCUACCUACUGAACGACAAAAGAUAUAACUACACAACCCCAAAAUCAUUCUUAGAGCUCAUAAAUUUAUACACAAAAUUGUUUGUGGAAAAAGUCAAAGUUAAUCAGGAGAGGACAGUUCGCCUAGAGAACGGACUGAUAAAAUUGGCAUCUUGUUCGCAAGAAGUUGAUGGCCUUCAGGACGUCCUCAAGGUGCAAGAAAUCGAAUUGGAAGUAAAAAAUAAAGAGGCAGAUAAUCUUAUCAUUGUUGUUAGUACAGAAAAUGAAAAUGUAUCCAAAGAAAGAGUAUUCGCCACACAAGAGGAAAAAAAGGUAAGAAAAAUUGAAGAAGAUGUAGGUGCAAAGGCUGCUCUUUGUGAGGAAGAUUUUCGAAAGGCUCAACCUGCUCUGCUAGCCGCCCAAGAAGCCCUUAAUACUCUCAAUAAAAACAAUCUUACCGAACUUAAAUCAUUUGGCUCUCCCCCUGAUGCUGUAGUUAGCGUGUGUGGAGCUGUAUUAGUCCUUUUUGCUUCUAAAGGUAAAAUACCAAAAGAUCGAAGCUGGAAGGCAGCUCGAGUGAUGAUGGGCAAUGUUGAUAAGUUUCUCAAUGAUUUGGUAAACUAUGACAAAAAACACAUCCAUCCGGAUGUAAUUAAGGCUCUGCAACCAUACAUUAAUGACCCAGAAUUUAAUCCGGAGAAAAUUGUUUCAAAGUCGCAAGCCGCUGCCGGUCUCUGUUCGUGGGUGAUAAACAUUAAUCGAUUUUACGAAGUAUAUUUGGUGGUGGAGCCAAAAGAACGAGCUUUGGUGGAAGCUGAACAAGAAUUGCAAGAUGCCAGAGAUAAGCUAACAGCCCUUAAUCAUCGCUUGAACGAACUCGAGGAGAAAUUGAACAUUCUGCAGGCUGACUUCGAAAGUGCUUUGGCAAAGAAACAAAAAUGCCAGGACGAAGCUGAUAAAACCGCAUUUACGAUUGACUUGGCAAAUAGAUUGAUUGGUGGACUUGCAUCCGAGAAAAUUCGAUGGACAGAGUCGGUCAAAAGCUUAAAUGCUUGCCAAAUUACCUUGCCUGGAGAUAUUUUGCUCAUAUCAUGUUUUAUUUCGUAUGUGGGGUGUUUUACGCGAAUUUACAGGGUGGAGUUGCAAACUAAAUUAUGGAUUCCUACCUUUAAGACAUCGGAGCCUCCUAUUCCGAUCUCCGAAGAGGGCGACCCUUUUGCUAUGAUUUGUGAUGAUGCUCAGAUAGCGGAAUGGAACAAUCAAGGCUUGCCCAGCGAUCGAAUGUCAGCUGAAAAUGCCGCGAUUUUGGUCCAUUCAGAGCGAUAUCCACUUAUGAUUGAUCCACAGCUGCAAGGCAUCAAAUGGGUCAAACAAAAGUACCAUAACAACCUAGUAGUUUUACGUUUAACCCAGCGAGGCUACCUAGAUGUUGUGGAACGUGCAGUGAGCAACGGAAAUGUUCUUUUGAUUGAAAAUAUCGGCGAGAGUAUUGAUGCAGUUCUGAAUCCAUUGCUCGGGCGUAUGCUCAUUAAAAAGGGAAAGUACCUUAAAAUGGGCGACAAGGAAAUCGAUUUCAAUGCUAAUUUUCGAUUAGUUUUGCAUACUAAAUUAGCAAAUCCUCACUAUAAACCGGAGAUUCAAGCACAAACAACUUUAAUUAAUUUUACUGUUACCCGCGAUGGCCUAGAGGAUCAACUACUAGCUGAAGUAGUGAAAGCUGAACGUCCAGAUCUCGAAGUAAUGCGUGCAAAUCUAACACAGCAGCAGAAUCAGUUUAAGAUAACCUUGAAGUUUUUAGAAGAUGAUUUACUCCAGCGACUGUCUUCUGCCGGCGAGAACGUCCUACAAGACGUAACUCUCGUUAUGAAUCUAGAAAAGACGAAGAAAACAGCUGAAGAAAUAGAAGUCAAGGUUGCUGAGGCUAAGAUAACGGCUGUACAAAUUGAUUCCGCUCGUGAGCACUACCGACCAGCUUCUCAAAGGGCGUCAAUUAUUUAUUUUAUUUUGAAUGAUCUGUGUAAGAUAAAUCCUAUUUAUCAAUUCUCUUUAAAAGCAUACACGGUGGUAUUCUCGAAUGCCAUUUCCAAAUCGAUUCCAGCGGAAAAAGUUAAAGAGCGAGUUGAAAACUUAAUAGAUUCAAUUACUUUUUAUAGUUUUGUUUAUGUUUCACGUGGGCUCUUCGAAGCUGACAAACUCAUAUUCUUGACUCAAGUCGCUAUACAGAUACUCCUUAGUUCUGGAGAAAUAGAAGCUACUGAAGUUGAUUUUCUUCUCCGGUUUCCUUACUCUCCAAAUGUUUCAUCCAAAAUUCAUUUUCUUUCUAAUGUUGCUUGGGGAGGUAUUAAGGCUCUCUCGAAUCUUGAAGCUUUUCGAGGACUCGAUAAGGACAUUGAAACAUCACAGAAAAGGUGGUUGAAAUUUAUAGAUGCAGAAUGUCCAGAGUCCGAAAAAUUUCCUGGAGAAUGGAAAAAUAAAUCUGCUAUCGAAAGGCUCUGCAUAAUGCGGUGUUUGCGGCCAGAUCGAAUGUCAAAUGCGAUAAAAGUUUUUAUUGAGGAGAAACUUGGCACGAAGUAUACUGAAAAUCGAAUGAUGGAAUUUUCAAAAACUUUUGAAGAAUCGAGUCCAGAAACUCACAUUUUUUUUGUCCUAUCCCCAGGAGUAGAUCCUCUUAAGGAUGUUGAAAAACUAGGCAAGAUACUUGGAUUCAAGUCUGACAACGAAAAUUUUCACAGCGUAUCACUGGGACAAGGGCAAGAAGUCGUAGCUGAGAACGCAAUGGAAAUUGCAUCUCAAAGUGGGCAUUGGGUCAUUCUGCAAAACAUUCACCUGGUAGCUCGGUGGCUACCUAGUCUUGAAAAGAAGAUAGAGAGUACUCUAAUUAAUGUUCACCAAGAUUAUAGGCUUUUUUUGAGUGCCGAGCCAGCUGCAGAUCCUGCAUAUCACAUACUGCCACAAGCCAUUCUUGAAUCAGCAAUUAAAAUAACCAACGAACCACCUACCGGAAUGCAAGCAAAUAUACAUAAGGCUUUGGAUAAUUUUAGCGAUGAAACACUGGAAAUGUGUUCCAAGGAAACUGAAUUUAAGGCAAUUCUAUUUUCGUUAUGUUAUUUUCAUGCCGUUGUAGCAGAGCGACGAAAAUUCGGGCCUCAGGGAUGGAAUAGAGUGUAUCCAUUUAAUGUUGGUGACUUGACAAUAUGUGUCUAUGUGUUAUAUAACUAUCUAGAAGCAAACAGUAGAGUUCCAUGGGAAGAUUUACGAUACCUCUUUGGAGAAAUUAUGUAUGGAGGUCAUAUUACAGACGACUGGGACCGUAGACUUUGUCGAACAUAUCUGGAAGAGUUUAUGCAGCAGGAAUUAGUUGAUGGUGAGUUAGAGUAUUGUGAGGGCUUUCCCGCACCUGGAAUACUGCGAUACAGCGGGUAUCAUGAGUACAUCGACGAAAAUCUUCCCGUUGAGAGCCCUACUUUGUAUGGAUUGCACUUAAAUGCUGAAAUUGGCUUCCUAACCACCGUAUCUGAACGUCUAUUCCGCAUAGUAUUUGAGCUACAACCACGCAUGCCUGUUGGUACGGGGUCCUCAGGAGGGGCGGAGCAGUCUGAGGACGAUAUUGUGAAGGCAACUCUAGAAGAUCUACUCGAUAAAAUACCUCAGCAGUUCAAUGUAUAUGAGUUAAUGGCAAGGGUUGAAGACAAAAACCCAUUUAUAAUUGUAGCCUUCCAGGAAUGUGAACGGAUGAACAUUCUUAUGCGAGAGAUCUUUAGGUCUCUUAAGGAACUCGAAUUAGGCUUAAAGGGAGAGCUAACUAUUUCAUCUGAAAUGGAGAACCUCAUGCAAUCACUUUAUAUGGACCAAGUUCCAGAAUCCUGGACCAAAUUAGCUUACCCAAGUCUAUGGGGUCUUCAAUCAUGGUUUGCCGAUUUGAUGUUGCGCUUGAGGGAACUUGAAGGAUGGGUAGCGGAUUUCAAGAUGCCAUCAUCUGUUUGGUUAGGUGGCUUUUUCAAUCCACAAAGCUUUUUAACUGCCAUUAUGCAACAGACUGCCCGCAAAAACGAAUGGCCAUUAGAUCGCAUGUGCCUCAAUUGUGAUGUAACCAAAAAAAGAAAAGAAGAAAUAAAUGCUCCACCUAGAGAGGGAGCUUACAUAAAUGGUUUGUUUAUGGAAGGAGCCCGGUGGGAUACUCAAAUGGGAACAAUUGCCACAGCUUUUAUGAAAGAACUUUUUCCAGCAGUGCCAGUGAUAUUUAUAAAGGCUGUCACACAAGACAAACAGGAUACGAAAAAUAUCUACGAAUGUCCUGUCUAUAAGAUACGAAUGCGAGGGCCAACAUUUGUGUGGACUUUCAAUUUGAAGUCCAAAGAAAAGGCUGCGAAAUGGACUCUUGCUGGUGUUUGUCUCCUUCUCCAAACAUAAAGAAGAAAAAGACAAUGCAAAUAUAUGUUUUCAUCCAUAUAUGAAGUUUUUAUAUUUAGCUGACAGAUAAUUGAAUUCUUAUAUUAUUUUGCUUGUUUAAUUAUUUCACUAGUUAUUAAAAAAUUGUAUCUUACUACAUUAACAUCUACAAUUUUCGAGGUUUGUACGGCCUUAAAUUUAUUUCUUAUGUCUCAAAACGUACAUUCAAAUGUUCUUAAUACAAAUAUUAUGUGAUUUGAAAAAUACAGAAAGAGCUAUGUUCCAAAAUAGAAAAAAAAUUGAUAU
Molecule: messenger RNA, 14302 nt
Organism: Eupeodes corollae
Lineage: Eukaryota; Metazoa; Arthropoda; Insecta; Diptera; Syrphidae
Product: dynein beta chain, ciliary
Exons: 26
Coding region: 425-14017 (4530 amino acids)
Biological process (GO): microtubule-based movement
Cellular component (GO): dynein complex
Molecular function (GO): dynein intermediate chain binding; minus-end-directed microtubule motor activity; dynein light intermediate chain binding
Source: RefSeq, a predicted model, not a curated record